UCCGUUUUCGGGAAAUCAAAAAUGUGUCAAAGUCGGCGUUCAAAAUACUUUGAUAAUUUUAUUCAUUUUAUUGUUUGAAAUCGUAUUUUGCACCGUAAAGUGGGACCGAUAGUUUUAAGGAAAUAAUUUUUUAGCUGAUUUUGUUUUAUUAACAAUGGAUAUUAACGAAGGGACAACAACAGAAGACCUAUGGACUCCUUACAGGGAGCUAGCAGCAGUAGUAGAGAGCUACCUCACAAACGAGAGCAGCGGAGCACCAUAUGCCGUUCACACAUUUGAAUCAGUAUUGAGAAGACACAAACAAACUUUUUUGUCACUUUUGAAGAAUCCUGCAAAGAAUCCAGCAAGCAGGGAAGAAAUAAAAAGAGGUAUAACUGAAGGCGUAAACCUGCCCAGUGUGGGACGGACGGUCCUGUCCAAAGAACUAGUAGAUGAGGCUAUCAUUAUAUCAGAUAUGUACAAUGCAAAUGAAUUUGCCUGCCUGGAGUUACUACAUACAGCUCAAAGACAGAGUUCGCGGCGACCCGGCCUGGCGCGGGGCUUGAUUGCUGUGUUCUUGUACUACGAUGGCAGAAGAGCCCUAGUGCAAGCCCUACGAGAGCUUAUUAUGGCCAGAGAUGGUGUAUCAUGGUCAAUAAACGCUCGCGAGGAAGUAGUGUCAUACGUAUCUCGUUACGUAGGACAGUUGAUAUCAGAUGGAUUGCUGGGGGGAGUGUUAGACGCGUUGCGGCGCUGCGACCUGGACACGGAGCUCGACCUUCUGCGACGAAAUAGGGCUCUGCCGCCUAGGAAGUACCACGUCAAACUCGUCAGCACUAUACAGAACACGAGAAAACUUCUCGCAGGAGUUGUGUUCGCGGCUUCAGCUCAGCGUGGUUUGGAAAGGGACACGCUGCUCAGGCUUUUAUCUGAACAAAUGACGUCACCUUCCAAAGGGCCGACCGGUGCUCUGGAUGAGAUAUCAUUGGCUUUACAAAUGGCUUUAUUGUAUGCCUUGGAUCUAUCUGUUUUACACAGGAGAGAAGACGGUGAAGAACUAGCCAAAAAGCUACCCCUAAUUCUGGAUCCAGACUUAAUAUCAGUAUUACUAGACCAGCUCUCACCACCCUCCCAGCCCAACCCAAGUCAGAACCAGGAAGAUAACAAGAACAGUUCUGGGCUUAGAGCUUUGUGUCAGUUGUCGUUGGGCUUGGCCCUAGCGGCCUUGAAGAGGGCGCCAGUGUCGCUGUUGAGGAGAACUGAGCCAAAGACUGAGCUUCUGGAUCAAGAUGAGAUGUUGGUGGAUGCGGCGAUUGAUGGAGGGGUGUUUGAAUAUCUAGAUGAGGCCAUUCUGUCCACUGAUCUGGUAGCUUCGGAAGAAUACUACCAGAGGCGCAUACAUUCCCUGAUAACGGACUUUAUUGUUCUCAUGCAUUCCAAACUCAUGGAGAUGAGGGUCAAGGCUGAGGAAGCGGCCCGAGCAGCGCAAAUGUACAUGGCCGAAGGACUGACGGCGCCGGGUGGGGCCACGAGGUCUCGACUUGAAGCGUUGCUGCGUUGCGUGGAGCGCUUGUACGCGCGGGACCCGUUAAACUUGCGUCGCGACUACUGGUUGGCGUGUGACACAUCUUCACACAACUACAGGGCUGGCGGCAGGGCAGCCACGCUGUACAAGUUCGUGCGUCUGUCGGGCGAGGUGGUGGUGGCAGCCCUAUUGCCCGCAUACUUGCGCGCUCUCGCAGCGCUCGCCGUUCCCAAGCACACGUGGGCGUUACUAGCACGCAGGGACGCGCUGUCCGCGCACCAUCUGCUCACGGCACUGUCAUUGUACCACCGAAAUCUCCGAGCCGACCCAGCGCCUUUUUCCGAUCACCUCCACUCGUCAUCUCUAGGAGCCUCUGCGAUAGUGACUCCGGCGGCAAGACCCGGUCGGUUGCUGGUUAGACAAGAAGAGGUAGAAGCGAUGAUAGCAGCUUUAAAACUGAUAGCGGCCGUGGCUCACACAGACGAAGCGGCCUGCAUAAGUAUAUGCGAAAACCUGCAGUGGGAUGCAGUUAAUUGCAUGUUUGGUCUAAUUUGCUGCCACGUACCAUUACAACUGAAAGCUGAGUUGUGUUUGACGCUCGCGGCGUUGGGCGGUACACCGGGCACGGCGGGGCGUGUUUGGGCCGCACUGGAGGCCGCACAGUUGGUUUCCGUAUCAAAGGAUAAAAGGGCACUCAAUGUUGAGUUGCAGGAGGUGGAAUGUCGCGUAGAAGAGUACCCGCUAUCCCGCGCAUUCCUCACAUUACUAGACUCGUUAUGCGCCGCGGCGCCGCUUCCGCGCACCCUGGGCGCUGGUACAAGACCACCCGGUCUGGAUCCUUAUGUGGACCACGCGCUCAAUCGUCUCGCGCUACCGGCCCCGCAUAGACCUUACUCCAGACCUCAUGAGAAGUGGCAGGUGUUAUCAAUCAGUUUCCGCCUGUUCGCGCGUUGGCUCGACCAGUACGAGCCGUCAUCGGCCGACUUCCCACCGUCGAACCGAGAGCCGGACGUGAACCCGCCGCCAGGGUUCCGUCUGUUACUGCAGCUGCACACCAAGUCGGAGUUCCUGCGGCUGGUGCUCACCACCUUGGACGAGGCCCAUGAGCUGAUGGACCGCCAGACUGCGCCUGAACACGUAUUCGUUCAAUCAACGCUCAUAAGUUCGCUGAGUAUCCUGGAGCGAGCCCUGGCGCUGGAGCGGCCCCUCAACGCGGCCGCGGCGGAGGCGGGCCGGGGCGUGCUGGUCGUUGGACUGUCUAAGCUUAUUUUGGCUCCGGAAGGGCCUGACAAUACCGAUCGUCUAGUGACAUGCUGCAAAGUCCUGGAGCACGGCGCGGUGUUGCCAGAGGCAGCCGCGAAGGCCGUCGCGCUGUUGUGCCGGGCCCUACAAUCUCCCUCUUGUGCUCGACACUUGCUCGCGUCGGUGCUACAUCGCCAUGAACUCUCCGUAGAGAUCCGGCACGGAUUUGUGGAGUGCCUGGAAGCGGAAGAGUGGGCAGCGGGGGAAGUGUGCCCGGGCGGCGCGGAGCACGCGCGCGCGGCCAAGGAGGGGGUUGUUUUGCUCCUUCUGCAGCUUCUGCCCACCGCGCCUCACAGCCUCGCGCACUUUCUACUGGGAUAUAACCUCCACGAUGAUAUAUCCAAGAGUGUACUCCAAGAAGCCGGCAGCGCGGGCGCGCCUCGAACGUGCUUUCACUCCAUACUGGACAUACUCGAAGCUUACAUUGCACCCAGCGGGAACACACAAAAGGAAGCAACUACCUUAAUAGAGAGUUGUUAUCGCCUUCUGUACUGGAUAUGCGCUCGGCCCGCCACUUCGCCGCCCGCACUACGUUUCCUGAGAGCAAGGGACUACUUCCUCGCUAGACACGUCAAAGCCACCGUUAAUCUCGAGACCGCAACUCCGGCGACGAUAUCGUCUCGCUCGUGGGCGAUCCGCGCGUGCGCGUGCGAAGCGGGCGCGGCGGGCGCGGGCCGACACCACGCGGCGCUGCAAGCGCUGCUGACCGCUUUAACGCAUUCCCCGCAACGGAACGCACAGGUAUGGGAAUGGUGCGUGAUCCGUCGUUCGCUGGAGUCUUUGCCAGUGACCGUGGAAGCGGUCCCCGAGCCUCGCUGGGAGCUGUUCCACGCGCACCAACUACGACAGGCUAUUGCGGAUUGCGACCUUCCUACAGGUCUCGGCGGCAAGCGUAUCAGUGUUUCGCGCGUCAAUGCUCUACUGACGCGCGAACUCGCGUCGCUGCGCGCUUCUACUCAGAGGGAACUCGUCGUUGUAGAAAUACAAAAAGUCCUGGACUACGUAACGGAAGUGAACAAACAACGAAACCUCGCAGCCACACUGUCCCACUACUACGACUCGUGGCGACAACUCACAGAAAUACUAUUCUGCGUUGCGCCCCAAGACUUGCUCAACGUCGAAUCCCGAAAGAAUCUCAUUCUAAAUAUACUCCAAGACCUUCUAAACAAAAUACCCCCAGCUGAAGUUCUACCACAAAUCGGGAAUCUAGCUUCUGGAACUGUUUUACUAUUACUAGUCAAUCUCCGACAUUGCUACAUACUCCAAAAACGAGAAUCUUCAUUAAAAUCAGCUGAUUUCGAAACCAGCUUUUUUGGUCCUUCGAACCAGAUAAUGCAAACGAAAUCCCUAACUUUGAAAUUCAUAUUACACAAAAUUUUAAGUUGGAUUUUGGUGUCUGGUGUUUCGACUCCGAAAAUUCGGGUUAAUUUAUACGGGGCAUUGUUAAACUUUUUGAAUAUUGUGAAUUUGAAGCAAAGCCCAGCGGAUCCGGAAGAAGAAGGGAAUACGACUUAUGUUAGUCGAUUGGAUAGUUCGAAAGCGAGGCCGAGUCGAGAAGAAUCGAAUUUAAAAUCGAUGGCAAUCGAUGUUAUAAACGGUUUUGGGGAUAACUUGUGCUCGAUUGUAUGCAGCGAUUGUAUUGGAGGGGGGCACGAUGUUUGUCGUAUGGUUGCGUUAUCGUGUCUUGAUACGUUGAUCGAAAUAAAUCCGUGCACUGAUUGGAUGAAUACAUUGACCAAUCAGGGGUAUUUGAGGAGUUUAAUUGACAGCCUGCUGCAAGAUGACGAAGGAUUGCGAGAAGCACUCGAACCGAACCCAAAAUCGCUCCGAGUAUUAUACGUCUACGAAUCAAAAAUGGCUUUGCUAAUCAAAAUAGCGGGAACCCGCCUGGGAGCUGAAACGAUAUUGGCCCAAGGUGCUUUGUCAUGUUUGGCCAACAUGCGCGUAUUGGACUGUCACCCCGAUAUACACACGGGGUAUGGGAACCACCAAGACACGGAAUUUGUCCCUUCUGUGGCCAAUAGGUUUCGAGACAUAUUGGUCCCAGCGUUGGCACUCUGCGACGCGUUGCUGACCACGCUGGGCGCAGAGAACCACAGCUGCGUCCUGCACGUCACACACUUUCUGCUCAGCCAUCUCGAGUGCGUCGAUAUGGUGCUAAGAGCGGCCCACCCGAACUCGCCGCAAGGAUUACUAAUAGAACUAGAAGCGUUAACAUCAGUGAUAGCUCGCACGUCGAACCGGGAGGUGUUCGGUUCAGUCGCGGCUGACACUGCGCUGCAGCACAGCGCUGCGGGCGUGCAGAGGGUCCAGUAUCUGAUGCUGGCUCUGUUGCCGCGCUUCCAGCAACCGCCGCCUGAGUCGCCGGACUAUGACGCAAGGAUUUACUACAAAAUCGUAUGGAACCUACUAAUGUUCGCACGUAACACGCUCGAGGAAGCGGGCGCGUCGGGCGCGGCGGGGUCUGAAGGGAUAAGACGCGCCGGUCGCGUCGCGUUGGUACUUCUGCAAGUGCUGCUGCGACGGUCGCACACUCACGCCAAGCUGCUGGAUACAGUGCAUCAUCAGCUGCCCAAAGUGCACUCCAUGACGCUCAGCGAUAUGAAAAAGCUUUUGGGUGAGGACGUAACACCCGCGUCUCCAGUAGAGGCGCGCGCGAGCGUGGUCCACACCCUCCGCGCUCGAGCGCGCGCUCGGCGCCUCGAGCUGGAGUGUUGCGAGCAAGCCGCGCACGCUGCCCUGCAUCUACUGUGGGCGCAUACUAGGCUGUACCUGCGCGCCGCAAUACCUGUUAGCAACGGGGACACGGCGAUAUCAAAGUCGGCGGCCAUCCACGGCGCGGCGGGCGACGAGCCGACGGAACUCCGCAAGGAACUACUAUCCGUGUUCAACGAAAGAUUCGUUGACGAACUCUUAGACACUGCUAAGAACCAGCCGCCCGUCCAGCGCGGCUUCCUCGAGGUACUUGUAAAGGACAUCAAGCUUAUGAUCCAGUUCUCGCCGCUCUAGCGUUUAGUUAACUAUCAAUAUCGUGUACAGUACUACCACUUUUAUAAGUCGCAUUGGCAAUUUCGCAUUGGCAUUCGUUUGCACAGCAAAACCGCAACCAAACGUCAACUAAAAGCGAUUGUAUGCCAAGGAAAUACCGACCUUAUUGCUUGACGUUAAGAUUUUAAACACAAGAACAACAGAGACUCGUUGGCAUCUCGUUCAUAAUAGGGAUGAUGACUACUAGCCAAAUCAGUGACUUUUUAUCAAACGUCAAAACGCUCGCUUGGGAAGGGAGCUUAUAUGGAAUUCACAUGAGACGUCAUAAACAUUUGACGUAAUUUGACGUACUUUUUUAGUUAAAUCGAUAAUAAUUUAUAAUGGUUAGCAAACUUAAAACUAACAGCGGAUGUGGGUUUCACGAGGGAAGACCCUCUUUUUAAUAAUUCCUAAGAAAUAAUUUAUUUUUGACGUAGGCAUCAUCCCAAUUUGUGCAUAUAAAGCAUAACACGUUGGCAACAGCCAAUAGCGGACUGACGCGCGCUAUGAUUGGCUGAGAUAUUUUCGCGCCAUUCAAAAAUAAUAUUUCUGCGCAGGUACAUCGGCGUAAUUUAUAAAAGCGUUAGUACUAAAGUCUGUCUUAUAAAAGCUGAGAGUGAAUUUUUAGAAAUCGUAACACUGGAAAAUAUCACCUUGUGAUAUUAGAUUUAUUUAUGUUUUUUUUUUUUAAUUUAUUUGAAUGGACAAUCAACAGGUAGCGAUAAAAUAAAUUACACAAAAAUAAUGAAAUAUAUAUUUUUUAUUCAAUAAAAUUCUGCAGAAUUUAUGUUUAAUUGUUACACUUACCUGAUUUAUAAAUAUAACAAUUUGAAAUGAUUUAUUUGUAAUAAUAAUUAAUUAAUUAAUUAAUAUAAAUCUAUGACAGAAUACCAUAAAAUUGUAAUAUAGUGAAUACAAUAAAUUGUAGCAUCACUAAAAUUACUCUGUAAACCUAUUUUAAUGAAAAGAAACUGUUAUUUAUGGAUAAAUAAUCUAGCCUUAAAAAAUUAGAAAACGUAGAAUUAAUGCAUACAUGGUAAAGUACAAUCAACAUAUGAAAAAGAAAGGUAUCAAAUACGUUUAUUCCUAGAUAAAUGCGGGGAUACAUGACUAAUUUUUUUUAAAGCCAGGAUUUUUCACUCAGCUUUUACUAGACAGGCAUUAUUAAUGUAACUGUUAAAUCCACUUUUUUAUAAGUUUUUAAAUUAAAAAAUAUUUUUUUAAGUGAAAA
This is a messenger RNA of Maniola jurtina (meadow brown), 7064 nucleotides long. RefSeq names its product nuclear pore complex protein Nup205 (gene Nup205). The transcript is spliced from 32 exons. Gene Ontology annotation, biological process: nuclear pore organization. Gene Ontology annotation, molecular function: structural constituent of nuclear pore. Gene Ontology annotation, cellular component: nuclear pore inner ring; nuclear pore. The coding region runs from base 155 to 5815 and encodes 1886 amino acids. The record is from RefSeq and is a predicted model, not a curated record. Lineage: Eukaryota; Metazoa; Arthropoda; Insecta; Lepidoptera; Nymphalidae.